Messenger RNA from Mustela erminea (ermine), 1274 nucleotides. RefSeq names its product ubiquitin conjugating enzyme E2 J2 (gene UBE2J2). The record is from RefSeq and is a predicted model, not a curated record. NCBI's taxonomy places the organism in Eukaryota, Metazoa, Chordata, Mammalia, Carnivora, Mustelidae.
UAAAUCAGAUAUUUUUCUUCCCGUUUUGGUUCUUUGAUGACAGGAGUGAGGCUUUGGGUUUCUCUUUUUUCCCCUUAAUCUUUGCAUCUGAUGUUACAUAAACGAAGGUUGUGGCGGGGCAGAUGGAAAAGGAGACUCUGCCGGUCCUGCAGGCGUCUGAGUGGAUGAGCAGCAACAGCAAUAAAAGAGCUCCAACAACAGCGACCCAGCGGCUGAAACAGGACUACUCUUCGGAUUAAGAAGGACCCGGUGCCUUACAUCUGUGCAGAGCCCCUCCUUCCAACAUUCUGAAUGGCACUAUGUGGUCCGAGGCCCAGAGAUGACUCCGUAUGAAGGUGGCUACUAUCAUGGAAAACUAGUUUUUCCCAGAGAAUUUCCCUUUAAACCUCCUAGUAUUUAUAUGAUCACGCCCAAUGGAAGAUUUAAGUGCAAUACCAGGCUGUGUCUUUCCAUCACGGAUUUCCACCCAGACACGUGGAACCCGGCCUGGUCCGUCUCCACCAUCCUGACGGGGCUCCUGAGCUUCAUGGUGGAGAAGGGCCCCACCCUGGGCAGCAUAGAGACGUCGGACUUCACGAAAAGACAACUGGCUGCACAAAGUUUAGCAUUUAAUUUGAAAGACAAAGUCUUUUGUGAAUUAUUCCCUGAAGUUGUGGAGGAAAUCAAACAAAAACAGAAAGCCCAAGAUGAACUCAGUAGCCGACCCCAGGCUCUCCCCUUACCAGAUGUGGUUCCAGAUGGGGAAACACACCAUGGUCAGAACGGGCUUCAGCUCCUCAAUGGGCACGCGCCAGGGGCUGGGCCACACCUCGCGGGGCUCCAGCAGGCCAACCGGCACCACGGACUCCUGGGCGGCGCCCUGGCGAACUUGUUUGUUAUAGUUGGGUUUGCGGCUUUUGCCUACACGGUCAAGUACGUGCUGAGAAGCAUAGCGCAGGAGUGAGCCACGUGCCACGGCUGGCAGAAGUGGUCAAAAACGAGGGACACUGGGCCCGAGCGUGCCACGGGCUGGCUGAACGUGCCGCCAAGCGCGGGGUGGACCUGCCUGACUCCUGGGGUAGCUUUUUAAAACCUUGAAAAGGAAAACAGAAACCAAAGUGUGUCAUUGAGAUUUAGAGGAGAUGCAAGAUUCUCAGCUCCCUGUCCUCACUCUGGGGUCUGUUGGGGACCAUGGAGCUUGGGUGCCGAGGAGGAGGGGCCUCAUGCUUUGGUUUUAUAGCUUAUCUCCUGUAUCGUCUUUUGGACCUGUUUUAGUAAACCUGUUUUUCAUUUUA